CUUGUUUGGUUCAACCCUGCAGUUACUCUCAUUCCCUCCUGUGUAGGUGGAAGGCAUUCAAAAGGGAUGUUCUUGCUGAUUCAAGACCAAAUAGUUCUGUGCAGGACUCUACACUGGGGAUAAGGACAUGGGACUCCUCCUGCCAGAUUCCAGAUGGUUCAUCACAACUGACAUCUUGGCUGACAACUGUGAAAAGGAUCUUCGGAUUAUUCUAUUUUUUUUUUGUGGGAGACCGCAAUCCCCAAACUCUAGGACAUAUCAGGUUCCGUAUUUCUUGUAGAAUUUUAAAAUAAACUUUUCUAAUGAGGAUGUCCGAUAUUCUUACUGUAAAAGAUGAAACUGAUGCAAUGAAGGGUCCAGAAGCUGAAUUUAAAGAUACAGACACAGUUGAAAACCUAAAAAAAUCAGGAAGUGAGGAACAGAUUGAAGUGGAAAAGGAUGAAAAUUGUCCUGAUAACAAAAACAAUAUGCCGCGGCCAGCGCAGUCCUUUGGACAGACGGCCAAAAGGUCCAAGUCAAACACAAAGUUAAAGUUAGUUCGGAGCCUUGCUGUAUGUGAAGAAUAUCCACCACCUCCCACAGCUGAAAUAUCACAGGACUUCCAGGAGAAGAUUCAGAUCCAGUUGUCACAGUCUUUUGAAAAAGAAGAAAAACCUGCAAAAGAUGAAUCAGAAAAGGAAAAAUCCAGUGAUAAACUGUCCAGAAAAAUGUUAUCAAGAGAUUCCAGCCAGGAGUAUACAGAUUCCACUGGUAUAGAUCUUCAUGAAUUUUUAGUAAAUACAUUAAAAAACAAUCCCAGGGACAGAAUGAUGCUGCUGAAAUUAGAACAGGAAAUUUUAGAUUUCAUUGGUAAUAAUGAAGUACCAAGAAAAAAGUUUCCCCCAAUGACAUCUUACCAUAGAAUGCUGUUGCACAGGGUAGCUGCUUACUUUGGAUUAGAGCACAACGUGGACCAGAGUGGGAAGUCAGUCAUAGUAAAUAAAACUAGCAAUACAAGAAUACCUGACCAAAAGUUUUGUGAGCAUAUAAAGGAUGAGAAGAGCGAUGACUUCCAGAAGCGGUACAUCCUUAAGAGAGAUAACUCUAGUUUAGAUAAAGAUGACAACCAGAUGAGAAUACGAUUAAAAGAUGACAGAAGAAGUAAAUCCAUAGAAGAACGUGAAGAAGAAUAUCAGAGAGCUAGAGAAAGGAUAUUUGCACAAGAUUCCCUGUGUUCCCAAGAGAAUUAUUUCACUGAUAAAAGAAUCCAGGAGGAAGAAACUAAUAGUACACAACAAAGACGACAGAUACUUAGAAUCAAUAAGGAGGCAUCGGGGAGAUCAGCCAACAGCCACCAGAGCAGCACGGAGACGGAGCCGCGGCCCUGGAGCAGCACCGACUCGGACAGCUCCCUGCGCAACCUGAAGCCCGCGGUCACCAAGGCCAGCAGCUUCAGCGGCAUCUCGGUGCUGAGCCGCGGCGACAGCUCUGGCAGCAGCAAGAGCACGGGCAGGCUGUCCAAGACAGGUUCAGAGUCUUCUAGUAGUGUAGGGUCCUCCACAGGUUCUCUCUCUCACAGCCAGCAGCCUCUUCCAGUGCCAGCUCUAAGCCAGCCCUCCCCUGGCACGCCUGCCGUGUAUCCAACUGUCAGCUCUAGUAACUCUCUUUCCUUUGACGGUGGCAUGAGCGGGCAAGUGGCACCUGCUGCUAGCAGUAGCUUCUUUCUGCUUCCCUUGGAAGCAGCAGGCAUCCCACCUGGCAGUGUGCUGGUCAACCCUCAAACAGGCCAGCCGUUCCUCAAUCCCGACGGCACUCCGGUUGUGUACAACCCACCCCUGCCUCAGCAGCCUGCUAGGACCCAAGUGCCUGGAGCUGCCCCUCAGCCAGCCCUGCCCAGCCCUGCCCAGCACCAGCCCGGAGCCAGCCCCAUCCUCUCACAGGUGCACUUGUCAAACACGUGCUCAGGGAUACCGCGGCUCUCACUUGCCUCUGGCAACAGGGACACGGGGUUAUUGCUUCUCCUGCAGUGGCUCUUAAGAAAAAAGAAGUAUCCAUUUUGUUUCUGGGAGUGGAGCGAGUUGCUCUUUUGGAGCAUAGAUGCUUUUCUCUGUUACAAAAGACUUGUUUUCACUUCUCUUACUGUGGUGUUAACCUUGUUCAUAACCCUGUUAUUUCUGCAGCCUCUGCGGGCUCUGCAGCCCUCCUCCCAGCCUGUCCAGUACUCUGCAGUGUCGUACCCACCCCCGCUCCUGCCAGCCUCCUCUGCACAGCAAUACUCUGUGCAGGACAGCCUGGGGUCGCAGUUCAGCCAGCUGAGCCUGGCGCGGCAGCCGGCGGGGGAAGGCGGGGAGGCGGGCCCGGCGCUGUUCCAGCCCGGCGUGGUGCUGCAGCCCCCGCAGCAGCCCGGCUACAUCCUGACCGCCGCGCCCGCCGCGCCGCCCGCCGCGCCCGCCCCGCCCUACUCGGGGCCCGCGCACCCCGUGGGCCAGCCCGUGCUCCCGCAGCAGGGAUUCGUGCAGCAGCCCGUGCCACAGAUGCCACCCUGUUACUGCACCCCCAGCCAGUACCCGCACUCCAGCCAGCAGUACCGCCCUGUUUCUGUCCAUUACAGCACGCAGCAGAACCAGGCCCUGCCGCAGCCUGGCCAGCAGACAGGUUACCAGAUUUUGCCCAACCAGCAGCAAAACUACCAGGGUUUAGUUGGAGUUCAGCAGUCUCAGAAUCAAAAUCUAGUCAGUGGCCAACACAACAAUAUUGGGAAUCAAAUUCAAGGUGUGAUUGUUCCAUAUCCCUCAGUGCCAUCUUAUCAGGUUUCGGUGCCUCAAGGUUCCCAAGCAGUGCCCCAGCAGACAUAUCAGCAGCCUGUUAUAAUUCCCAGUCAGUCCAGCCAAGGGCUGCCCACCACAGGAAUGCCAGUCUACUACAGUGUCAUUCCAUCAGGUCAACAGAACAACCUAAGUUCAUCUGUAGGAUAUUUGCAGCCUCCUGGAUCAGAGCAGAUACAGUUUCCUAGAACAUCAUCACCAUGCAACUCACAGCAGCUUCAAGGACAGCAGUGUGCAGCCGCGGUGCCGCCGCCGGCCGGGGCCGGGCCCGGGGGGGUGGUGAUGAUGCAGCUCAACGUGCCCGGCAGCGCCGCGCCGCGGAACCCGUCCCCACCGCACAGGAAACCCGGCAAGUACUACUGCGAUCAGCCCCGCGGGCACAAGGCCGCCGAACUCAGCACUUUAGACGGCGCUGCACAGCUGCAGCAUAGUCCUCAACUGGGCAGCCCUGUCACCUCACCAGCCCAAUCACCAGCACCAGCUCAGCUGUCAAACAUGAAGAACAUCCGUCCCACACUGACACCUCUUUCUAUUGUGUCCCAGUUUUCUAGACCUUUUGUCCCCGGACAAGGAGAUGCCAGAUACCCAUUGCUUGGCCAACCCCUGCAAUACAAUCCAUCUUUAUUACGUGGACAAGUAACAAGCCAACAGUGUCAGCCUGGAAACAGACAUGGAAACAGGGGAAAGAAACCAGCAAAGAAGGCUGCUUCAGCAGAUCUUGGUGCAGGAGAACCAGUUGUGGGGAAAGUUCUAGAAAUUACUGAGCUGCCAGAAGGCAUAACUCGUGUGGAAGCAGAGAAGCUCUUUGGAGAACUGUUGAAGGUGGGUGCCAAGAUCCGGUGGCUGCGGGACUCGCAGUGCCUGCAGCAGCAGCAGCAGCAGCGGCGGCUCUGCGGGGACGGGGGCUCGGAGCCGCCCCGCGCCGGGGACUUGGCCUCCACCUACACGGUGCUGGCCACCUUCCCCAGCAUGGCGGCCGCGCAGAGCGCGCUCAAGAGACAGAGCAGUACCUCAGUCAGCAAGUUCCGCCUGAGAACCAGCAAGAAGCACUACGACCUGCACGUCCUGGAGAGGGCCAGCUCUCAGUAGCACUCACACCGCUGGACACUCGGCCUUUACUACUUCCAUGUCCUCCCUUGAUUGGUUUGAUGUCAUGGGGUUUCUGUUCUCUUCAUAGAGACUCCUGGGAUGUUUUGUCACAUGACAUUUGCCAUUGAAGAAUAAAUAACCCAGUGAAUCCAGCAAGAUGAAGAAAAAAAUAUACAGAGUUAAUCCCAGACAAUAGCAAGGAGUGAUCUUUGCGACAGGCAGCUUUCUGUAAGGAAUGCUGCUGAAAUGCCCCUACUUUUAUAGUAGUUUCGUUUUAUAUUUUUGAAAUCUUGUACCAGAUCCAAAGUUCUAUUGUACAGCAGAUGUUCAUAAAAAUCCAUAUGCAGAUUUGUAUUUUAUAAUCCCUUUUCACAGCCAGCACACAGCUGUCCAUUCCAAGGCAGGAACCUGAGGAUUGGUGGAGGGGAAAAGAGAACCAUUCUCAAGGAAUUAUAUUCAUUUUCUAGCAAACUACCCAAGAGCUUCAAGUUAACCUGUUCUUUGUCCCUUGUGUGUUUUUUUCUUUUGUUUUCUUUUUUCCUUUUUCUUCUUUUUGGUUUUUUUUGUUUUGUUUUGUUUUUUUUUAAGAAAAAAAGUAGUGACUAACUCCUUAGGUGGUCCUUCUCUUUUGCAAUACAUUCAAACAAUUUCCAAAAAAAUUACAAGUUUGUACCCUUGAAGAAUUUGCUUCUGAUCCAACAAGUUUAAUAAUUACUAGAAGGGGAUUAUGAAUAGGUUACAAAGAAUGUUCACUGAAUCACAUUUUAAUAUUAUUUUUUAACAAAAGUGUGAAGAAAAUUUAUGUAUCUUCAUACAAGUGACAAAAUGUUUGCACUUUAAUUGUGUUCCCACCAGUAUGGGUCUCUUUCUCUUCCUUUUCACGCUAAGAUAAUUGUGUUUGAUAAGUGCUGGAAACCUUUUUAAUGGUUUGAGUUUUCAUCAUUUGCAGAUGCUCACUGGACAUUAAAGAUUCAUUGCACAUAAAUGAAACAAAACUUUUUCAACUUGUGUAAUUUGCAAGUCUGUACAAUGUGUGCUGAUGCAAGCCUUUUUCAGUUCAAAAGAAUAAAUGUUUACAAACACAAA
Ficedula albicollis (Collared flycatcher) is the source of this 4979-nucleotide messenger RNA. It is a transcript of the gene R3HDM1, whose product is annotated as R3H domain containing 1. The record is from RefSeq and is a predicted model, not a curated record. The transcript has 29 exons. Gene Ontology annotation, molecular function: nucleic acid binding. Lineage: Eukaryota; Metazoa; Chordata; Aves; Passeriformes; Muscicapidae. The coding region runs from base 303 to 3893 and encodes 1196 amino acids.